UGUAGUUCUCCAAACUGCCUUACGUUAAGUUUUGUAGAAGCGCGUGGAAGUUGAAGUGAAAGUCCGUGUGCAUUGAUUUAGACUCACAAUUUUCGCGUUUUUGCGUUUAGGAACCUGAAAACGCCUGCUGUAAUGUCCACAUAGAUGUGCGAGAAACCUAUUUUGUGUGAUACAAAGUCCUCGAACGGGAAUAUGGAUUCUGUUCAUUGCUGGAAUGGGACAAAAGGUGAUCAGAUUCCCACUAGGGCUAGACCCAUGUCGGACACCUUAUCUAAACUGGCCCAACUGAUCACUUGCAUUGAGUACAAGCCAAAAUCAAAGUCUUCCUUCAUCUGCAAAGACUGCGGCCACAAAUUCUCCGACCUGAAAAGUCUUGAGCGUCACCAGCAAAGAGAGCAUGCACUACAAAAGCUCCAUUGCUGUCAAUGCUGUGGCCAAAAAUUUGUUUUGCUCUCGAGUUUGCAGCUACACAAAUGUUCUCAUGCCUCAUCCAUGUGCCAGACGUGCAUGGGGAAACCUCAGAGGGGUUCCUCUUGCCCUUCCUGCGGCACUGAAUCAGCAGAAGAUCCCUUUUAUCACGAUAAUAGCCCCUAUGCGUGUGCUCCAUGCGGACAAGGCUUCAGCCACAAGCAAGAGCUGCUUCACCACCAGCAAGCGGGAGGCUGUCAGCCCGCCAAGACCCUCAAACCUCCUCCGCCUUCAGAUGCCUCCUUACCUCCAUCUCCUCCAAGCGCCAACUCAUCUAUUCCCACAUGCACUUUGUGUCACAAAACCUUCCGUUCUUAUGCUGGACUUGGUUGCCACAUGCGCUUUUCCCAUGCUCACGUGAAAAGCAGCACAGAGAACAAAAGAGUAGCCAUAGUUAGUACAUUCAAGAAGAAGAAGAAAGUUCUCAUCUCGAGUAUGUCGUUCCCAUGCCGUUCCUGUGACAAAUCAUUUCCUAAGACAUCGCUGCUUCAUCAGCACAGGAAAGAGGAACACCGGCGGGAGAUAAAGGUCAGGAAACUGCAGAGAACCUCUUUGAAGACCACCAGGCAGAGGCGGAAAGGUGAAACGUAUCCAUGCCUCCAUUGCGGAAAAGAGUUCCUGCACCAUCUAACGCUUCGGGCUCAUUUUAGACACUACAGCUCUCACCACGAGAUCCACCUCAAAUUGAAUGGCAAAUCAUCCAGCACUGACACAGCUGCGUCCUGCUCAAAGGCAGCAAAGCAGCUCCAACCUUUCCCAGGAAAAAGACCAAGAGGUAGACCUAGGACCAAAAAUCUACCCGUUUUGAUGGAAACCGCGCAAAAGGAAGAAGAGCAAACCGCUAGUGAUGAAGACGAGGACGCCGAGUAUCCUUGUACGUCAUGCGAACAGGUCUUCAGUUCCAAAGCGAAGCUGUACGUCCACGAGAAAGUCCACAAGGAGCUCCCUGAGGAACGCGGUCAACCCGCCGACACGUGCAGGUGUUGUAGCGUGUGUACGGGUGGGAUUCCCCUCGCUGAGAUUCCAGAAGAUUGUGAAAAGAAAGUCUAUCACUGUGUGCCAUGUGCCGAGGCGUUCAUAGCCCUGAGCGCUUUUCUAGAGCACUGCCAGAAACAUCUGAUACGUGAAAAUGAAGAUGAAUUCAGUGACGACUGAAAGAGCUUCUUUUUUUUUUUUCUUUCUUUCUUUCUUUUUUAAAAAAUUGUUCACUCAUUUUCUCACCAACAUGUAAUUCUAAACUAGUUUGUUUACUUUUGUUUUGUUUUUGUUUUUAAAAGAACCAUUGCAUAUGUUUAGACAAGUACCAUGAAAGUGAUUAAAAAAGAGAAGCGGAUAUUCUUUACAUUUUUUGUGUUUGCAUAUAGGUUUUUGUGACACACAAAAUUUAAAAAAAAUAUAUUUUUGGUGAACUAUUAUUUUAAAAUCUCUGUCAUCAUUUACUCACUCUAAUAUAUUGUGGAGCACAAAAUAAGCUAUUUUGAAAAAUGAUAACCAAAAUGUUUUGUCAAAUUAUUUUUCCAUAUAAUAGAUGUCAAUUUCGGCUCGAUUUUCAAAAUGCGAUCUUGACAUGAGAGUAAGUAAAUGAUAACAGGGUUUUGGGUGAACUGUGCUUUUAAGGCCAGUGAAGUAAUUCCGCAGAUGUUCAGGCUAUCAGGAAUUCCAUUCAUCAGGCAUUUUUUGUUUUGUUAAACUGUAUAAAUAUCAGUAUUUUACAGGUUUUGAUUUUGUGGGUAUAAUGUUGUGCGCAGGAUAAUUCAAUCUUACCAAUCUGAGCCAAACAAUUGCAUUUCGUCAGAUACGGGUACCUAAUUAAAACCACUUAAACUCAAAGCACAGUUUUGCUUCAGGUUCUAUGUGUAUAUACCUCUAUACAGAUGUACAUGUAGAAGUCAUAUCCAUUAUGUAACUGUGAGAUAUUUUAACACAUACAUUACUUCUGAUUUCUAAAUGGCCAGUGCCUAGCUGAAACACAAAACCAAUUAAAUGUAUGUGCUGCUUUUUUGUUGUCUGUCAAGUUGGAGGAUAUAAUAUCUUUGCAUCUGCUAGAUUCGGCUACUGAAGUGUUUCAGCUUGUUUUAUUAUAUAGCGUUUUACUUACAUUGCGAAAUUUGUAUUUCGUAAACUACAUGAAGCAAAGUAAGCUUUAUUCUUCUAAAGUUGUAGAAUCAUUACAGAUAGCCUUGUAUACAUGUUAUUAUAUGCUAUCAGACCAAAUAUCGCAAGUGUAAUUUCAUAAGUUUCUUAUUAGACUGGAUGAAUGAAUAAUGCAGAUAUGAGACCUCAGAUUAGAUGACAAGUCCCUUUAAUUAACUGAUUUGUAUAUCAGGGGUUCUUAACCUUUAAUAAUAAUUUGUUUCUGAUGUUUUAUGUAACACAUCUAACAUUUUCUCUUCCUAACACCAAACAGGCUGCAGUGAUUUUUCAGCUGUUUUUUGCACUGACCUUUUUCGUCUUUGAACACUGUAUAAUAUUUACUUUAUGACUCGCAUUGCAAAUGAUGAGUGCUAAUAUAACUAUAUUUUAACCCCAAAUCGUUUAUGAAAAAUACAGGCUGGAGGCGUUUUAAAUUUAGUUCUCUGCAUUACUGUCUGGGUGUGUUUACUUGCAGAUGCCUCCAGUAUCACCUGCUUUGUCCCAAGAUGUGUGAUGAUUUUCUUUUCUGUUGAAUAAUGUUUGUCAGAAAAUUUACCUCAUGUAAGGAUUGCAUUGGCGUUGUUUUCGAAUAAAUUGUCUAAAAAGC
Messenger RNA from Puntigrus tetrazona (Sumatra barb), 3208 nucleotides. RefSeq lists its product as uncharacterized. Gene Ontology annotation, cellular component: nucleus. The record is from RefSeq and is a predicted model, not a curated record. Gene Ontology annotation, biological process: regulation of transcription by RNA polymerase II. The transcript is spliced from 2 exons. Bases 145 to 1623 code for a protein of 492 amino acids. Lineage: Eukaryota; Metazoa; Chordata; Actinopteri; Cypriniformes; Cyprinidae. Gene Ontology annotation, molecular function: RNA polymerase II transcription regulatory region sequence-specific DNA binding; DNA-binding transcription factor activity, RNA polymerase II-specific.